This is a messenger RNA of Gopherus flavomarginatus (Mexican gopher tortoise), 2910 nucleotides long. It is a transcript of the gene MAPRE2, whose product is annotated as microtubule associated protein RP/EB family member 2. The transcript has 8 exons. The record is from RefSeq and is a predicted model, not a curated record. Gene Ontology annotation, molecular function: microtubule plus-end binding. Lineage: Eukaryota; Metazoa; Chordata; Testudines; Testudinidae. Gene Ontology annotation, biological process: regulation of microtubule polymerization or depolymerization; protein localization to microtubule plus-end; spindle assembly. The coding region runs from base 294 to 1145 and encodes 283 amino acids. Gene Ontology annotation, cellular component: cytoplasmic microtubule; microtubule organizing center; microtubule plus-end.
UCCUCCCUCCUCCCCACUUCCUCUGCCCCCGCGCUCCGCUCUCCUCCCAUCCCCGGAGCGAUCCGGAGCCCAGCGGCAGCCAGGGGCUUGCCCGGUUGGUUCACGUGGCUCUCGGGGUGGAGCAGCUGGCGAAGCGCAGGGGGUGGGUGGAGACAACAAAGCCCAGCUGUCAGCGGCCAGGGAGAGGGAAAGCUGCGGCGGCGGCCCAGGAGGAGGCAGGUGAGUUCCAAAUUGCUGCAAGGAAUACUUUUUUCCGGCAACCAGGGAAAGUGCUUGGAUGCUCAAAUUGGGGAAUGGCGGUCAAUGUGUAUUCUACCUCUAUAACCCAAGAGACUAUGAGCAGACAUGACAUCAUUGCAUGGGUUAAUGACAUAGUAGCUUUAAACUACACAAAAGUCGAACAACUUUGUUCAGGAGCAGCUUACUGCCAGUUCAUGGACAUGUUGUUCCCAGGGUGCAUUAGCUUGAAGAAAGUAAAAUUUCAGGCAAAGCUGGAGCACGAGUACAUUCACAAUUUCAAACUUCUGCAAGCAUCAUUUAAAAGAAUGAAUGUGGAUAAGGUGAUUCCAGUGGAGAAAUUGGUGAAAGGGCGCUUCCAAGACAACUUAGAUUUUAUCCAAUGGUUUAAGAAGUUCUUUGAUGCCAACUAUGACGGUAAAGAGUAUGAUCCUGUCAUGGCUCGACAAGGCCAAGAUGCUCUUCCCCCACCAGAUCCCGGUGAACAGAUCUUUAACUUACCAAAAAAGUCCCAUCAUGCAAACUCUCCCACUGCAGGUGCUGCUAAAUCCAGUCCAGUUUCUAAACCAGGGUCCACACCUUCUCGUCCAUCAUCAGCAAAAAAAGCCACACCGAGCAGCUCAGCAUCCAAAUCAGAUAAAGAUUUGGAAACACAAGUCAUACAACUCAGUGAACAGGUACAUACAUUAAAACUUGCACUCGAAGGUGUGGAGAAGGAAAGGGAUUUCUACUUUGGAAAAUUAAGGGAGAUUGAACUUCUCUGCCAAGAACAUGGGCAAGAAAAUAAUGACCUUGUCCAAAGGCUAAUGGAAGUCCUUUAUGCUUCAGAAGAACAUGAGAGCCACGCAGAUGAGCAUGAAGGUGAGGAGCAGGUUCAUGAACAGCCCCAGCAGCAGGAAGAAUACUGACCUGUCCAACGUCUUGGACAGUUUUCAUUCUGUGUGGGAACUUUCUUCUGGAGAAAGGAACAUGUGUGGCCUCAAACUCGAAACCAGUCACUCCCAGUCUGCCAUUAACAUUUAUUGUACCAUAGCGAGUGCCAGCAAACCACUGCAUUCUGUACCCAUAUUUUGCCAAGAUGCAUUUGCAGAAGUCUUCUUUCAGUGUGUCUACCUGAGAGGUCGUAGGGCUACAUCACCUACUGUACAUCACUGCAACUUCACCACUUGGCUGCUUGAGAUUUGUUCCGCUUUUUAAAAAAUAUAUAUAUUUAUUUUUUCUUUUUGUCUUAAGUAUGAUACAUUUGUAAUUUGUUCUAAAAUGUUUAUAUUGGCAUCUCUUGUGGCAAGAAGUAUUGUACCACAGAUGUGUUUGUCACUUGGUGGUGCUUUGGUAUUUUCAAGUACAUCUGCCUCGGGGCAUAAAUUUGGUCAAACAAUUGGAACAAAGGGAUACAUUAGAAGUGAUACUCAAGCUAUAAUGAGGAGGUGUGUGUUGUGGAGAGAAAAGGCUUAUGUGACCCAUAUCGUUCCUAUCCUGUAUUCACAAAACAGAAAGCAAAGCAACAGUUUCCCUAAUAAAGAUUUAAAACCCCCUGAGUGUUUUACACCAAAGCAUGUUAGAAAGCUGCACGAUAUGUUUUUAUUUCUGGAAGAUACAUGUCUACUUAACUGUUGGAAAGUCCUCUCAAUUUCCUGACUUUUCAACAGAAGCUUUCCCUGCUGCUUUCUUUUGAAGGACCUGUAUUUAUUAGAAAUUCUGUCGCUGCCUCCAGCUCAGUGCUGAUUCAGAAGACAACAAUCUCCUCUCUCUUGCAGCUGCAUCUGCAAAAUACCAUCUCUGACCUUGUGUUCUGCCUGCCACCCCUACAAAUGAGGAUCAAGUGGGUCAGCCAUUCCUCUUUCCUAUUGCUUCCUCUCCCCUUGGCCAUACACAUAUGGAAGAGGAAGACUUCCUUACUGGGGCUAGGCAUGUCCAAGGUUGAUUUGCAGCAAGCCAGCUGCAGAACCAGUCCUGAAACUCUUAAGAGAUUCUCCUUUUAAACAUGAAAUUAUUUGAAUACUGAUUGAAGGAUAUUUUCUCCAUUGGUGCUUAGGCCAGUUUUCAUGCUUAGGGAACUAGCCAGAAGUCCUGUUAGAGGUAAAGAACACAUUAGCAGGGGAUCACCUGCAAGGGACAAAAACAGUUCUGCAGGCUGACUGACCUUACUACUGGAUAGGUUGGCCCAGUGCAGAACCAGAAUUUAGAGACUUCUGUGCCAAGGGUGUUUCUUCUUAAUUAGGGUCCUUAUUAUCCUGUUCUAAAUUAUGGCAUUUUAUAGGCAGAAAUAUAGCAUAAAAUACAUUUAAAAGCAUUCCUUAUUUUUAAAAAAAUCGUAAAUUUGCACGUUUUGGAUCUAUUUCUGAAUCAGUAUUGCCUUUCUUUUACACUUGGUGUUCCUGGCUUCCAUCAUGUUAUUUCUUAAUUCUAAAUUUAUGACUUCGGUUAUUUUUUGGCAGGCACAAGGAAAAGUCUCAUCCCAGGCUACCAUCACUGAAAAGCUCAAUAAAACCUUCUGAAUGGUGUAUCUUUUUAAAUCUUUAUGGAGUUGCUUUACUGAUUAAGCUCCGGUACUAAAUUUAUACUGAAGCAGAAGGUUUUUUAAUUUAAAAAAAAAAUCUUCAAUUCUCAAAUCUUUUGCAGCAAAGUUAAUCUACUUUAGUUAAAUGUGAGCAAUCACUCCUACUGAGUUUC